GGGCACCGCGGGAGGAGCCGGUGCCUCCACCGCCCCUUCCGCCGACGCGGGGAGGCGAGGGGCGGCCGGGCCGGGCCGGGAGCGCAGGAUGCUCCGGUCCCUUUGGAGUUUCCUCAAGCGGCACAAGAAGAAAUGCCUCGUCCUCGGCACCUUCCUCGGCGGAGUCUACUUACUGGGAAAAUAUGGGCAGAAGAAAAUCAGAGAAAUCCAAGAGCGAGAGGCAGCUGAAUACAUCGCCCAAGCACGAAGGCAGUAUCAUUUUGAAAGUAAUCAGAGGACGUGCAAUAUGACAGUGCUGUCAAUGCUUCCGACAUUGAGGGAUGCCUUAAUGCACCAAUUAAAUUCUGAGAGUCUCACAUCCCUUCUUAAAAAUAGGCCACUAAACAAGUUAGAAAUAUGGGAGGAUUUAAAGAUAAUAAGUUUCACCCGAAGCAUCGUGGCUGUGUACAGCACCUGCAUGCUGGUGGUGCUGCUGCGGGUCCAGCUGAACAUCAUCGGUGGUUACAUCUACCUGGAUAACGCUGCACUCGGCAAGAACGGCACCACACCCCUAGCUCCCCCUGAAGUGCAGGAGCAAUAUUUAUCCAGUAUCCAGCACCUGUUAGGAGACGGACUGACGGAGUUAAUUACUAUCGUUAAAGCAGCCGUGCGUAAAGUUUUUGGAAGCAUCUCCCUGAAGCACACCCUGUCUCUCCUGGAUCUGGAACAGAAACUUAAAGAUAUCAGGAAAGCGGUGGAACAUAAAGAUUCAGAUCAGACUGAGUCUUACUCUCCCUUAUGUCACUAUCUGAUGCCAGAUGAAGAAAACCCUUUGGCUGCCCAGGCCUGUGGACUCACAGAAAAAGACAUUGCUACAAUUAAAUUACUUAAUGAAACUAGAGAUAUGCUAGAAAGUCCAGACUUCAGUACAGUUUUGGGCACGUGUUUAAAUAGAGGAUUCAGUCGAUUGCUGGACAACAUGGCGGAGUUUUUUAGACCUACUGAACAGGACCUCUCGCAGAACGGCUCUGUGAAUAGUCUUUCCAGUGUCAGUCUUCCUUUAGCCAAGAUAAUUCCAAUAAUCAAUGGGCAGAUCCAUUCGGUGUGCAGUGAAACACCCAGUCACUUUGUUCAGGACCUGUUGAUGAUGGAACAAGUGAAAGAUUUUGCUGCUAAUGUUUAUGAAGCUUUUAGUACCCCUCAGCAACUAGAGAAAUGAACUGCACAUUUAUAGGACUAGAUUGUGUAUUUAUAACAAAUCCCUUGUGACUACUGAUGAGACUUGGGUUAAUUUUAUAACGGUGUAGGAGGGACAGACCAGCAGAAAGAACAUUCUGAAGGAGAAAAAAAAAAUAAGUGGGAGUGAGCCCAGAUUUCUUCUAAUAGAAUUCUGUUUCAAACACCCAUUAAAAAUAUUCUUGUUAAAAGAAUCAUUGUAUGUAAAGACUUUUCUAUUAAAAAAAAAUGGUUAAACUCUUCCAUAAUUCAUUAUUUUUAUUGCAUCUGAAAGGCAUCUGGGGGCAGUAUUGCAACAAGUUAUUUGCCUUGGGGGUGGAGGUUUUGGAAAAAAAUAAACCACCUAGUGAUAGUGUUCUAAGAAUAGCAGAGAGUAGCAGAAUGAAGUAAGGCUGUUUGUUUCUCCCAAAUUUUUCUUUUUUGUAAGGAAAAAAAAACUUUCCUCUUAACUUACCAAAUGUUAUUCCAAAGAGUCUCAUUCUUCAGAAAGCCUUUGCCAACUGCUGCGUGUUCCUCUUGAAGAAGCCGAGGAGGGUGCUCUCUCUGGUACUUAGUACUAAAGGAAUGUGGGUUUUUUAGAAGUUCUCUCGUUUCUGCUGUUCAAACAGCUACACUGUACACAUUAACUUGUAAAUAUUUUAUCUUAAUUUGUAUUAAUUUUGAACCCAAUUGUCUGUAUUGUAAUAAAAUAUUUUAAUGUAAAA
Molecule: messenger RNA, 1919 nt
Organism: Calidris pugnax (ruff)
Lineage: Eukaryota; Metazoa; Chordata; Aves; Charadriiformes; Scolopacidae
Gene: PEX3
Product: peroxisomal biogenesis factor 3
Exons: 12
Coding region: 89-1198 (369 amino acids)
Biological process (GO): protein import into peroxisome membrane
Cellular component (GO): peroxisomal membrane
Molecular function (GO): protein-macromolecule adaptor activity
Source: RefSeq, a predicted model, not a curated record